Molecule: messenger RNA, 2645 nt
Organism: Bombina bombina (fire-bellied toad)
Lineage: Eukaryota; Metazoa; Chordata; Amphibia; Anura; Bombinatoridae
Product: calcium homeostasis modulator protein 1-like
Exons: 2
Coding region: 286-1299 (337 amino acids)
Molecular function (GO): monoatomic cation channel activity
Source: RefSeq, a predicted model, not a curated record
GACAAAAUAAUUAAAUGAAGAGUGAUCUUAAGACUUUUUUUUAAACUAAAUUAUACAUGAGAACUAAAACUUUAAAUAUAGAAUAAUCUGUGCCUAAGGGGAAUAUGCAGAGAAAACGGAGAGUAUGACUUAAACUUGAAAAAGAAGAUCUCUUAACAACAACAGUGUAAUUAUAUUUCAAGAGAAGGAAUGUUGUCAAAUAUUUAGAGUUGGGGUUUCUUUUCUCGUAGUCCGCAUUGCCACUAAGACUUUAUUUUUUGUUGUGAAAAGAAGACAGAAAAAAAAAUGGAUAAAUUUCGUAUGAUUUUCCAGUUCCUCCAGUCGAACCAGGAAUCUUUUACAAAUGGAAUAUGUGGUAUUAUGGCACUUGCAAGUGCCCAUCUUUAUACAGCUUUUAAGUUCAAUUGUCCGUGCCUUCCAAACUACAAUAUGUCAUACGGCAUGGGCGUACUAUUUGUUCCACCUAUAGUACUGUUCCUUUUAGGUUUUGUAAUGAACAAUAAUGUGUCUAUGUUAGCAGAAGAAUGGAAGAGGCCAAUAGGUAUGAGGCAAAAAGACCCUGCAGUCUUACGCUAUAUGUUGUGUUCAAUGACCCAAAGAGCAUUUAUUGCCCCAGCUGUGUGGGUAUCAGUGACAUUACUGCACGGUGAAUGUUUUAUUUGUGCUUUUUGCACCUCUGUACCUUUAGAUAAACUUGGUAACUUGACAGAUGUAAACUUAUCUGAGAAGGAAAUUAAAAGAAUUUUAGCCAGGAUACCUUGCAAGGAUAUCUAUGAUGGACAUGAUAUUAUUGAACAGGAAGUGGCGGCACGGUAUAUACGAUGCAUCUCUCAGGCACUAGGCUGGACCUUCAUUUUAAUUAUGACCUUCCUGGCGUUUCUUGUUCGAGCCAUCCGACCUUGUUUUACCCAAGCAGCUUUCUUGAAAAGCAAAUACUGGUCCCAUUACAUUGACAUUGAGCGCAAGCUUUUUGAUGAGACCUGCACAGAGCAUGCAAAGAGCUUCGCCAAGGUGUGCAUCCAGCAAUUCUUUGAGACAAUAAACAGAGAUAUGGGCUUGGGACCUGCGAUUUUCACCGAGGCAAAGACGACAGAGCAAGAAGAAAAAGAGAAGCUGUUGGGUAUCACAGACCAGGGGACAAUGAAUAAGUUACUAAAAAACUGGCACAAAUGUAAACCACCUCUCAACUUGAGUAAGCGUGAGAUCCAUAAUGGGAACGGAUGCAUUAAAGAAAAUCAUCAGUUUAAUAACCUUAACGGUUCUAAGAAGGAAGUAAUAGCUUAUUAUAGUAAAGUUUAAUAAUUGGAAAAGGAUAGAAUCUUCUAAAUAUUCAAAGCGGAAGCUAACAGGAAGCCAAGAGUACCAACAUGAACAACAAAUAAUAUUUACAUUAACAAGCAAAAUGCUACCAUUUUGCAAUUUACCCAUGAUGCACUUAAAGUCAUAUUAUGGCCUGCCUUGAGAUCCAGGGGUGGACUGAUCAGCUGGGCAAAUAGGACCUGGACCAAGGGCCCAGCCUAUUGGGGGGGGGCACAAAUGGCAUCUCCAUGGCUCCUGGUGUGCUGCUUAAGCUGGGGCUGACAGCUGUCCUAUCAGUAACUAAGCAAUUAAGUGUAGGUUUAAUGGGGGGCCUUGUGCCAUGAUGUGGGGUUUUUUGCUCCGGGGGCCCUAGAGUAGGGGCUGUGCUGUUGGGGGUCUGUAGCUGUGAGGGCCAUGGAGUGUGGGAUAUGGACCUGGAGGUUGGGGGUACUGUCUCUGGCCCUUGAUGUUGGGGGUCCUGGCCCUGGAGUUUGGGGGGCCUGGUGGGGGCAUGGCAGGAAGACUACCAUGUUCAUUUGCAUAAAUUUUGCCCAGGGCCCUGAUUGGUCUCAGUAUGCCCCUGCUGAGAUCAUCUCAGAUAUUGAAGAUUAUUUUUCAUACCUUUAGUAAUGCACCCCAAAGAAGUAUGCCAUGUUCUUCCAUCCUAAUUAAAAGUACAUUAAAUAAAACAAAUAUAAUGGGACAUCUUUUGCCUUCAACAGUAUAUAUGUGUAUAUUAAUUUGCGACACAAAACUGUAAUAUGAAAACUAAUAUACAAAAAACAGAAUAAGAUUGUGUAGAAGGAUAUAUUGUGUUACUUUGUACAACACAUAUCCAAGCAUAUUAGAUCCAAACUACCUGCUAGAAAACUAGAGUACUGCAACUGAAGUUUAUACAGAAGUAUCACGUAGAAUAUAUCACACGUAAACUCAAAAGAACAAUCAUAUACAGUAACUGUUGCCCCAGAAUGAUGUGAAGUGCAAGCCAGAAAUGGUGACCAAACCAAAGAGAAAUAUCAGUAGGAAGAAGGGUAAAUUCAGAGAUGUGAGAAUAAAAAAAAGCAUAAAUCAUUUUAAUUUAUCCAGCAAAAAAAAAGGAAAUGGUAACUACAUUUUGUCCAUAAAAAUAUAGUGUUUUUUUGUAGAGACUUUUAUAUUUUAAUCCUAAUGCCUUUCAACCAGACUCAAUUUCAACUUGUUUUUAUAACUUUACCAAAACAUAUGUACAUAUUCACAAAUGUAAUUUUGUUUUGCACUGUAUAAUGUAUAUGUAAGACUGCCACUGUACAUUGUAUAUGUUAUAUGUGAGUUUUGAGAGACUACAAUAAUAUUUAUUUGAAUGAAAA